This is a messenger RNA of Helobdella robusta, 1242 nucleotides long. RefSeq lists its product as hypothetical. Gene Ontology annotation, molecular function: CoA-ligase activity. The record is from RefSeq and is a predicted model, not a curated record. NCBI's taxonomy places the organism in Eukaryota, Metazoa, Annelida, Clitellata, Rhynchobdellida, Glossiphoniidae. Bases 1 to 1242 code for a protein of 413 amino acids. The transcript is spliced from 7 exons.
AUGUGCACCCACCUACUCAGCAAAUAUGAUCUGAAUAUUUAUCUUGGCAUUCUCUCUCAUUACAAGGUAUCAACGAUUUCAACGUUGCCAUUCAUCGCGAAUAAGAUUGCCAAAUCUGCAUUGUUGGACAGCUACGAUAUGUCCGGCUUGAAGGAAAUAGUCUGUGGAACUGCACCACUCUCCCCUGACAUUGCCGCACUGUUGGUCAGUCGUCUGCCCAAUGUUCAAGUUCGCCAAGCAUACGGACUGACAGAAUGCAGUGGCAUGUGCAGUAUCGUUCCAGGAGACCUCUGCAAUGGAAUACUUCCGACAUCAGUUGCAGCAGCAGUUGGAGAUGACGACGAUGAUGACGUUCAUGUUGAUUUCAAUGGCAACCACAUCUUCAACAACAAUAACAACAACAACAAUAACCACAUUUCUGACGAACAUAAUGACAUCAACAUAAACAACACCAGCAGUGGAGUUAAUGUUGCCAGUGCCAACAACAGCAAUCUCAUUAACAACAAGAACGACGGCUUAAGCAAAAACAACAACACUGAUAACGUUAACACAAGUCAGAAAGACAACAACACCAGCAACAACAGUCCUAACAACAACAAAAUCAAAAUCAAAGAGUUGUACGGCGAACUGGAAGACAUAAAUAAGUCCGUCUAUUCCACAGAACUGAAAACAGUUAAAGAUAAAACUGCUUCUAUUGGCACACCAUUACCUGGCGUUAAGAUGAAGAUUCUCUGUGUAAACACGGAAAAAGUCCUGGGACCUCUGCAGCCGGGCGAGUUGUUGGUGAAAUGUUCCAUGGUGAUGGCUGGAUACAGGAACGCUAUGAUCCCACCGGAGCAAGUCCCACGGGCCAUCGACGAGAAUGGAUGGCUGCACUCUGGCGAUCUCGCUUAUUUUGACGAGGAUGGCUACCUUUACAUAAUUGACAGGUUGAAGGAUUUCAUAAAGUUCCGCUCAAUCCAGGUAUCUCCAGUAGAGAUAGAGUCAGUACUGAUGAGUCAUCAUGACGUCAUCGACGCUGGCGUCUUCAGCGUCCCUCACCCAGACGACGGCUUUCAUCCAGCCGCCUGGGCCGUGGUCAGGCCUGGGUCAAAGGUCACUGGCGAACAACUACAACAAUAUGUAGCUGAGCGUGUGGCAUGUUACAAGGAGUUGAAGGGAGGAGUGGAUAUUGUGGAGAAGAUCCUGAGGUCCCAGACAGGAAAGAUUCUGAGGAGGUCCAUGUACAAGAUAAAUAAGUGA